UUACAGUUUGGUAGACUGAAACGUAUUUUGAACAAAAUAAGUUUAAAGUGAACAGCUGAACUUAAUAUAUUCGUAGUAUUUCGUAUUUAGAAAAAUGGCUCUUACGAAUAUUCUUUUACUGAGUCAGAUCGCGGGCUAUGUAAUAGCUUUGAUUCUGUCAUUAUGCAUUACAGUACCGAUGAGCCUACACCAAGAUGAAUUUAAGGGUCAUUGCUUGUUGUUUUCAACUGGAGUCUGGCAGGAGGGAGAUGGCCAAUUCAAAGUUGAUUGGGCUUCUCAAGCAUAUUGCAACUACACAAUAUUUGUUGGUGUGAUUCUCUUUGUUACGUCAGCGAUACAGAUUUAUCGAAUGUCAUUGUACUUAUACAAAGGCACAGAUAGUUCAUUUUUAUCAGCAUUUGUUGAUGUUGUUGGCAGUCUUUUCCUGUGUGCUAUGACAAUAGUUGCAGCUCUCAUGAUUACACUUGGUUUUCUUGUUUGGUGUGACGAGAUGACAAAGAGGUUUCCCUCCUGUGACCUAGCUGCAGGCAAUGCUAUUGAUCUUGCUGAUGGUAUUGACACGUCUGGAUUCCCUAUUGAAAUGGGGACCGCCCAGUUUGGAGCAUGGGCGUCGUGGGCUUGCUGGGUUGGCCUCACAGUGUUUGCAGUACUGAAGCUGUGUCGCUACCACCAGCUGGAGAACAUGAGAGUUAGCAUGUAUCGGGAACGACAGCGCCUCAUCAAUAGUACCAACAGUUCCGCCGGGCAAGAAAACAAGAUUGAAGGAGGAAGUGAGAGGGAAGGCACCUCACAGACACAGGAUAGCAAUGCUGAUACCCUUACCAGUCCUCCACUUGUGUAACAUUGUGAUAUCACUGACAUUUCGAAUGAAAUAAGAGAGACUGAAUUUUAUGCUCAUUGAUUAUAAUGUACGUUUCUACUCCGAUGUUGAAACUUUCUGUUUGCAUGCUGUCUGAACAGAAGUAGGAUCAGUUACAUGCAUAUCUUUGUUUCGUACUUUAAUACCUAAGUGAAAUUAGGGAGUUGCGCUGUUUUAGAGGUCUAUGCUCGAAGCUUCUAGUCUGUAAUUAAUUUGAUAUGACCGUGCUCUUUAAGAAUCCAUUCAUACUGGUAUUAUACGGUCAUGACAGUAUCUGUAACUGUAUUGUGUAGGCAUGAACGUGAAAUGAACUGAUUUGUUUAUGAUUUAGGGGGUUGAAAUUUAUUGUUUAAUGGAUCAGAUCCUGUAAAGCAUGUACACGUGUAGCAGAUGGCAGAAGAAAUGCUGAGUCAUUUCAUGUAUGGUAUUCAGUAAUCCAUUAUUAACAAACAAUUGAAGUCGUUCCUGAAAGUAAUGAAGUGAGAGAUAUGUACAUGAAAAUUGGUGGUGGAGGGGGGAGAGAGAUUUGAAAGGAACUGUGUUGAUAGUAUCUUUAUGUUAAAGUUGGACUACUUCAAAGAAUUAUGGCUGUAUGUAUAGGAAAUUCAGAUAGGCCAUGUGCAGUCCUGAAAUGUUUAUCUACAUGUAGUUGAAGCAAACAGUCUGGCAUAUAAAAGGAUGGAAAAACAGUGUUAUAUGGUAUUUCCUGUUUGCUUCAACUAUUUAUACAUAGUUUCAUAAAUACCCAGGCGCUGAGUUUGUACUUGUAUUACAGAAACUUUGGAUUCUACUACCAGAAACAUAAUUCUUUUGAAAACAAGGUCAGGCUAAUGUUUUUGUAAUAACCUUAGUUUGCAGUUGUAGUUGAUGGAUUAAAAUGUUAUCUGUGGAAAAUAUGUAAAACUAUUAAUAAUUACAGGUGUGUCCACUUUAGCAUGGUUAAGUUUUCCUGAAAAAUUCUGUUUCUCAUAUGAAUAUUAAGUAAUAAAGAUAUUUGGGUGUCUGAUGAAACUUUUUUAACUUUUCUUUGUAGGUACUUCAUCUUGUGGAGUGUGAUAUACUGAAAAGUACACAAUAGGAUUUGUUAAUGACAUUCAUGUGCAUGUAGUUUGUGUAUACAUAACAUAAAUUUUCUUGUUUAUUUACCAAAGAUUUUAAUGCUGGCAAAGUGUUACUUUGUUGCUUUUAUACACCAGUCUAGCUGAUAUGUAAGGGUUGUUUAGUUUGGUGAAUCUUUUAUUCUUUUGUUCUGUUAUUAGGUUAAAUUACGUUUUUUUUUUAUAUUAUUAAAGUAUAUUCCUUGUA
Molecule: messenger RNA, 2164 nt
Organism: Cryptotermes secundus
Lineage: Eukaryota; Metazoa; Arthropoda; Insecta; Blattodea; Kalotermitidae
Product: transmembrane protein 179
Source: RefSeq, a predicted model, not a curated record